UUGCUGUACAUCCUUACAGAUUUCAUUGCACCCAUUUCUUGGAGAAUAGAGGACUCCGAAUACAUCGAUUUUUUCCCCCUUGUAUUUAUUUGAAUCCACGUACGUGGUUGGGUGAGAUCCAGGGAUCUGGAGGAUUUCUCUUAUACUGUGCCCACAUAUCCGCAAAGCUGUAUCCCAACAGUGGAUCUCUAGACUUUUCCCAUAUUAUGAUGCAGGGAGAUGGACGGAGGAGAAGAAACGAGAAUUAUUUUGACGAUCUACCACGAUCAAAACUCGAAAGACAGAUGGCUCAGAGUAAAUAUGAUUUUCAGACAGGAGAUUGGAGUGAACCGUCCAUUGCUCUACGAGCCCCAAAUGAAACCACUGGAUCCAUACCUUUCCAAUAUUGGCAGCACCAUCCAGAAAAGCUAAUCUUCCAAGCAUGUGACUAUAAAGCAUAUUAUUUAGGUUCAAUGCUGAUAAAAGAAUUAAGAGGGACAGAAUCAACGCAAGAUGCAUGUUCAAAAAUGAGGGUAUGUAUGAAGUCCACAGAACAAAUGAAAAAAGUACCGACUAUUAUACUUUCUGUUUCUUACAAAGGAGUCAAGUUUAUGGAUGCAGCAAAUAAGGGUAUUAUUGCUGAACAUGAAAUACGCAAUAUCUCCUGUGCUGCGCAGGAUCCAGAAGAUCUCUCGACAUUUGCAUAUAUCACAAAAGACUUGAAAUCUAACCUCCAUUAUUGCCAUGUUUUCACAGCAUUUGAUGUGAACUUAGCUUAUGAGAUCAUCUUAACGUUAGGCCAAGCAUUUGAAGUUGCAUAUCAACUUGCACUACAGGCCAGGAAAGGCGGCCACUCCUCAACGCUUCCAGAAAGUUUUGAUAGCAAGCCUACAAAGCCUAUCCCCAAACCCCGUGUUAGCAUUCGAAAGGCAACGAUAGAUCAACCUGAUCAAAAGACUCUCACCAAUAUGCCUUGGAUUGUAGAACCCGGACAAGAAAAAAGAGGAAUUAGCACCAAGUAUGAAACCACAAUCUUCUAAUGACAAUGAGUUCUCUCCUCCUUGGUGUGCCUUUGUACACUCUCUUUGAAGGAAUUUAGAUGCCAGCCUCUUUCUGCUACAGUAGGGAGGAGAGUAUAUAUGGAAUGAACUGUACAAUAUCAAGGAAUGACAUCAUUUUGAAACACUAACAAAGUACUGCCAAGUAAAGGAAUCUUAUAUUUUUAAUGUUUUUCUUUUUUUUUCUUUAUCCAAAUACUUUCUUUUUGUUCAGCCUUUUUAACUGGGGGCAAAAAGUAUCCAUGUGAUUUGUCACUCUAUUUACAAGCAUUAUGCAUUUGAUUUGUGGCAGUAACAUUAUAAACAAAGCAGAGAAUCUGUAUUUGAACUCGUAGGAUUUAAAAAGUAUAACCACAUAUUAAAGAAAAAGAAAUAUUGAACUUCAAAACUGCCAAGAAAUCAAUAAUUUAUAUGCACAAGUGCAUCUUUAUUUCUAAUUAUUGUAUGUGAUUUAAUUACGGAAAAUGUAUACAACAAUUUCUGAACGAACUGGUUUGCUUCAAUGUAAAGAGUUCUUUGUAAAAUAUUUUAUAGGCUGCUGAAGUUUAAGCCUUGUUACAAAAUUGUAAAAAUAUUCUAUUACUGUAUCCACUAAUAAGAAAUUAUUGUCAAUAAUAUGAUAAAAGCAUUGUUUUUUUGUAUGUUCCAUUCAUUGCCUAAUCAAAAGUAUUUUAUUAUAAUCUAUUUAUUAGUAAUGUACAUUUUAGCUACAGAGAAAGUUAAUUACAAGCUUGUUGGGGUGGAAAUCAAGUCUGAAGAAUACUUCCCUAUAAGAAACCAAAUCAAGCCAUAAGUAUUUGUGCCACAAAAACGUGUCUUAGAUAAAAAAAAUAUAGGGCUGGAAAAUAUCACUACUGAUAAAACUGGUAAGGGAUUGUUAACCUUUUUAUAACAUGGACAAAACAUGCUUUUUUUAUUGUCUUUAAUACUUUUUUAAAUAAAUAAAUUUACAAAGAAAAAACAA
This is a messenger RNA of Bombina bombina (fire-bellied toad), 2001 nucleotides long. It is a transcript of the gene ANKS1B, whose product is annotated as ankyrin repeat and sterile alpha motif domain containing 1B. The transcript has 8 exons. The record is from RefSeq and is a predicted model, not a curated record. NCBI's taxonomy places the organism in Eukaryota, Metazoa, Chordata, Amphibia, Anura, Bombinatoridae. Gene Ontology annotation, cellular component: cytosol. Bases 207 to 1019 code for a protein of 270 amino acids.